Molecule: messenger RNA, 169 nt
Organism: Dentiscutata heterogama
Lineage: Eukaryota; Fungi; Glomeromycota; Glomeromycetes; Diversisporales; Gigasporaceae
Source: the annotation of a GenBank genome assembly
GCCCGCAUUCUUACAGAUAAAUAUGUGGCAAAAGUGGCUAUAUUUUUGUUUGACAUUUUUACUGUAUUUGGUCUGCCAAUCUUCCUACAAAGUGAUAAUAGGCAUGAAUUCAUAGCAGAUAUAAUUAAUAAUCUUACAAAACUUUGGCCAAGUCUCAAAAUUAUUCAUG